UUUAUCAAGUGUGCGAGGGUUGAAACAUAUUAAAGCAUGCUCUCUGGGCUUUUCUUCAUCAUCCAAACUAUUUUAUCAACUCAACUUCCCUUUUCCUACUUUUUUUAUUAUUUUCUUGCCUUAUUCCAUCUUGCAAUCAUGGACUACAACACUUGCUUUCAUCUUCUUUUAGCUUUAUUUAUACCAUGUUCCGUACUUUGCUUGGCUAUGACAGUCAAGAAUCUCAACUCCAAUCAGUUUGCACUUCUCAAGUUCAAGGAUCGCGUUGCCGGUCCUCAAAAUGACAUGGCAAACAAUUGGACAGCCUCAACCUCUGUUUGCAAUUGGAUUGGUGUUUCUUGUGGCAUCCUCCAUAAAAGAGUUAUAGCUUUGAAUCUUACAAGCAUGAAUCUUAGGGGUACUAUCCCUCCACACCUUGGAAAUCUUUCAUUUCUACUCUCUCUCGACUUGAGUAGCAACCAUUUCUAUGGCCAUCUCCCUAAAGAAUUGGGCCAAUUGCAUCGUUUGAGGAUCCUUCAAUUAAGCUACAACCGUCUGAAUGGGGAAAUUCCAUCAUGGCUUGGGAACUUACAGAGAGUUCGAAGGCUGGAAAUGAAAAAUAAUAACUUUACAGGCACAAUCCCUGAAACACUUGUUAACAUGUCUAAUCUAGAGAUCUUGAACUUGGGAUUCAAUCAAUUAUCUGGUCAGGUUCCAUCUUCCAUCUUCAAUAUUUCUUCUCUGAAGAUUAUUACUCUCUCCGGUAAUAGCUUAUCAAGUAGUUUGCCUAAUGAUAUGUGUCAACAUCUUCCCAAGCUUAAAGGGCUUUACUUGAGUUGGAAUGAAUUUUCUGGUAACAUUCCAUCAAGUAUAGACAAAUGCAACAAUCUUAAAAAUUUGUCAUUGUCCUAUAAUCAAUUUGUGGGAAUCAUUCCGAGAAGUAUUGGAAAUCUGUCAAGACUUGAAGAAUUAUAUUUAGGGUUUAAUAACCUAGAAGGUCAAAUUCCGAAGGAAAUUGGUAAUCUUCUUAGUUUGGAAAUGCUUAGUAUUCAAGCAAUUAAAGGUCUUACAGGUCCGAUUCCAUCUCCCAUCUUCAACAUUUCUUCUCUGAAAGCUAUUGGUCUCUCCGAAAAUAACCUAUCAGAUAGUUUGCCUAAUGAUGUGUGUCAACACCUUCCCAAGCUUGAAGGGCUUGACUUGAUUUCGAAUGAAUUAUCUGGUAACAUUCCAUCAAGUAUAGGCAAAUGCAACAACCUCAGAAUUUUGUCACUGUCCAUUAAUAAAUUUACGGGGAUCAUUCCAAGAAGUAUCGGGAAUUUGACACAACUUGAAGAAUUAUAUUUGGCGUUAAAUAACCUGGAAGGUAAUUUACCAUCUAUGACCAAUGCUCUAAAGCUUGAGUAUCUUAUAUUGAGGGGAAAUAAACUUAGCGGAAACAUUCCCAACUCAAUCUCCAAUGUUUCCAUGCUUAAGUUUCUGGACUUGGUAGAUAACUUAUUCUCUGGCCCAAUCCCUAAAACGCUUGGCAACUUAAGACACCUUGAACGGCUCCAAAUCAUGAACAAUAAUUUGAUCACAGGAUCUGCUGAUCAUGAGUGGACCUUUCUUUCUUCUUUGACAAAUUGCAGGCAUUUGAGAAAAAUAGUUGUUUCAGGAAAUCCACUGAGUGGCGUUCUUCCUACUUAUAUUGGGAACCUUUCGACAUCCUUGCAACGUUUUUAUGCUGACCAUUGUGAGCUUGAAGAAUUUGGAUCAACUGGAAUUGUUUCUAUAAAAUGUGAUGUAUAUAGUUAUGGGAUCAUCCUUAUAGAAACUUUCACAAAGAAAAAGCCAACUGAUAAUCUUUUUGCUGAAGAAGUGACUAUAAGGCAUUGGAUGGAAUGUUCAUUGCCGAAAGGAGCAAUAGAAAUUGCGAUCUUGAUUUAUUAA
Molecule: messenger RNA, 1908 nt
Organism: Gossypium raimondii (Peruvian cotton)
Lineage: Eukaryota; Viridiplantae; Streptophyta; Magnoliopsida; Malvales; Malvaceae
Product: probable LRR receptor-like serine/threonine-protein kinase At3g47570
Exons: 5
Coding region: 37-1908 (623 amino acids)
Molecular function (GO): protein binding
Source: RefSeq, a predicted model, not a curated record